AUGGUGAAACGGUCGGAUUGCUCUGACCGUAUUGCUGUGACGAGGCAGCGGUCGCGUUGCUUGGGCCGGGAUGGGUCUGGACGGCCACGGUGUGAACUAGGCCAAGUUGCUGGACUGCGAAAUGCGUGGGGCUGCUCUGCCCCAGUGACACGGCCAAAGCAUGGAGUGGGCCGUACGCCAUUUCUGCUGGGCAGGUCGGUCCGGGAUUUACCCAUGUUGGCUGGGAUUGCACCCAGCUGUUUGUCGGCAACUGAGAAUGCUGGCCGCAGCCCGACGCUUAGGUGCAGCCAAAGACACCGAGGCUGCUGCUUUCGCCGUAGGGCUCAAACCUCUCGCGCUCUUAGCUUCUCUAUCCGGCUCUUGGAGGUGUUGCGGAUGACGUUACCGGCAUCCUCUCCUGAAAGAACAUCCGUAGCUUUGAGGAGAAUUUAUCCAUUGCGGCCAUAA
Messenger RNA from Prunus armeniaca (apricot), 447 nucleotides. Lineage: Eukaryota; Viridiplantae; Streptophyta; Magnoliopsida; Rosales; Rosaceae. The record is from the annotation of a GenBank genome assembly.